This is a messenger RNA of Trichomonas vaginalis G3, 460 nucleotides long. Its product is annotated as KilA, N-terminal/APSES-type HTH, DNA-binding family. The transcript has a single exon. The annotation marks the transcript as partial. The record is from RefSeq and is a predicted model, not a curated record. NCBI's taxonomy places the organism in Eukaryota, Parabasalia, Trichomonadida, Trichomonadidae.
AUGACAACAUUAGAGAACACAACAACAGUUAUAGUCCAUGAAGUCAUAAAUGAAGAAUACGAGUACAUACAGUAUAACAAACAGUUACGUCUUAUUCGUUCUGUCAAAGACGACAUGUACCAGGUGCAAAGUAUUUUGACAGCAUGUUUUGCUCCAGAGAAUAAAACACCAAAUGAAUGGUUUGAAUUAAAUAGCACUCAUGAACUCCUCAGUGAGUUUGAACAUGUAGAACUUAAAAAGAUGUACCAAGACAGGCAAAACUUACCAUCACAUCUAAAAGGUAUAUAUGUUCAUAAGUUCCUAGUUAGUUCAAUAGCAAUGUGGGCUUCACCUCGUUAUGCAAUCUACAUACUUAUGCUACUUGACGAACUUUGUACAAAGCAGAGAGAAGAUAUGAUGAAAGAAGACAAAAGCAUACAGAAAAGAAUACCACGUACAGUACCAAAAGGAAAGGAAAAGA